Misgurnus anguillicaudatus (oriental weatherfish) is the source of this 3298-nucleotide messenger RNA. The record is from RefSeq and is a predicted model, not a curated record. Lineage: Eukaryota; Metazoa; Chordata; Actinopteri; Cypriniformes; Cobitidae.
AAGGUAGGGUAAAUGAUUUGAUCCAAAAACAUUUUUAGUUAUGCUGGUUAAAAGUCUCCUCACAUCCUGAUAGCAAUCAAUAUGUUAAGAUGUUCAAAUGUAUUUGUAAAAAUUUAUGUCAUCUGUGAAAGGCGUAGAACCAAAAAAUGUUCAACCAACCAUAGAUUUCGGUCCGAACGGACGUUUCCAUUUUUGUCCAUGAUACGUAAGCGUAAUUUGAAUGCCACCGCACAAACGUCAUCAUCAGCGCGUGCACAACAGGUCCGCUGUGUGCAAGCAAAGGGAGAAUGACAGACCAACAGCAGCAACCAAACUGUCCCACUGAACCUGCAAAAAGUGGAACUAAAAGAAAACACGUUUUUGAUAAAGUGAUGAACAAAAAACGUCUGGAUCAAGAAAGGGGGAAAACUCGAAUUAAUAUCGGUGUAACUGCCUUUCCACGAUGGAGGCAACUGCGUGAGGCAAAGUGUUUACAAAACGAUGCCAUGGUUGCACUGUUCCUUUUAGACAGUUACGAGCAAACUACUACGUCUACACCUUUGGUGCAUGGAUUCGCGAGGCCACCAGCGCCGGAUGUUUCUACAAUUUUUUCCGACUCUACAUCUACGUACAAACAUGGGACUAAUUUCAAUAUCGCUGGAAUACAGCAAUUUGAAAGCAGCGAAUCUGAAGAGGCCAGCAGUCAUGAUUUGGAUACAAAUACAUAUGUACUUGAAAGAGAUGUCGCUGAUGACUUUAAUGACAUUCGCAAUACAAUUAUUGACUGGGACGAUGACACAUGGCAUCCAGAUAUGGAGACAGAGACUUCAGAAUCUUCAGAAGAAUAUGACACCAAAGAAAUUGAUUCUGAUUCUGAUGACAGUGAUGCUGACUACUGUCCACGCAUUUGUGUCCGGUCUAGGUAUACUUCAAAGAUGCCCAUUCACUUGGAUGACAUUCAGCCUAUCAGCAUGGAAGAUACAGUCCACGAUGCUUUGGAUUCCCAUGAGCCACAUAUAACUGAGACGCCUACAUCCAAAGAGUCACUUAAAGUCCUGGUUGUGGAUGAUGUAAUAGGACAUCCAGCAUCCAUAGCUUACCAUGACUCUCUGAAGCAACUAGCCCAAUUCCUUGAUUUACCAAUCCAAACAUGUAAAGCUAAAGAGUGUGGAGCAUCUAAACCAUUUGAAAUCAGUGUGACAUCCAGGGGCACAGCUGCUGUUAUUGAAUGGGUAUGUUCUUCUGGUCACACUGUGUGGAAUUGGUCUUCACAGCCCACUAUGAAAUACGGCAUGCUAGUCGGGGACUUCAUGAUGGCCACAAACAUACUGCUUUCAGGCAACAACUAUGCCAAAAUAUCACUUCUCUUCAAAUUUAUGAAUAUGGGCAUGGUAAAGAAGCCAGUUUUCUUUAAGAUACAGGACACCUACUGUGUUGACACCAUAAAAGAAUUCUGGCAUUCAAAGAGAGCUGAAGUCAUCAACCAGUUAAAGUCCAAAGAAUCUAUAGUAGUACUAGGAGAUGCUAGGAUGGACAGUCCAGGGUUCUGUGCACAAUAUUGCACAUACUCCUCCAUGGACAACGAGACCAAAAAAAUAAUCUGCAUGGUCAACAUUGAUAAACGGGAAACGCAGAGGAACUCGGUGAUAAUGGAAAAGGAAGGCUUUAUUCGCAGCUUUGAAACUCUCUGUCACGAGCUCCAGGUUACAGAAUUUUGCACAGAUGCACAUGCCCAAAUAUCUGCCCUCUUCAACAAAGGGAAAUACAAAGAUAGUGGCGUCAUGCACACACUGGACAUAUGGCAUGGUGCUAAAUGCUUAGGCAAAAAGGUUUAUACGACAAUGGCUUCAUUCUCUGAAAUUCCACACAACUUUCAGUUUAUUUUGUAUUAUGUCCAGGCAGGGCAGCAGAAGGACUGUACUAUUUUACAGAGCUGGAACAAGGACAUAUGUAACCACUUUUGGUAUUGCUGCAAGGUAGCAGACACCUAUGAUGAUUUCUUUGACAAAUGGGUAGGACUCCUGCACCACGUUACAGGAGAACAUGCGUGGGCCCUUGGAGCAUGUGACCAUGGUCCCUUGCUGGAGCAGAGAGAUAAGGAGUGGUUUGAAAAAGGUUCCAAGGCACAUCAGACUCUGACGCGCAUUAUUCUGGAUGCACGAUGGCUGAAAAAUGUGCACAAGUUCUUACCUUUCAGGUCAACUUCUGAACUGGAGUCGUUCCAUAAUCACCUACUUAUGUAUGCCAGCAAGCGCUUCAGUUUUUCCCCUCCUGUAUACGCAGCACGCACCAUGCUUGCUGGCCUGGACUACAAUCACCACGUUAACAGACCAGUUAGGAGAAAAGCUGAUGGCUCCAUACAGUAUGGAAAGAUUUACAAUAAAAGAUCAAGAAGGUGGAGGUUAUACGCGCUAAAGGAGGAGAAAAACUACAGCUACAUUGCUGAUUUGCAGGGUGCUAUCCUGAUGAAAAGGUUAUCGGGUUCUGAGAGAGUACAACAGAGAAGACCCCCAAAGCCAGGUGAUCCACGUCUGCUCGGUGUUCUGAGUGGUGUCCCAGCCCCAUCCACACAGGAGCUGUUGCAAACACAGAUGAGCAGAGGGACAGGGCAAUCGCUUCAAAACCAGUAGAUCGUAUCAGCACACAUGGACAACUUGGUCAAUCGUUCAACCUUCUAGAUCUACUGACCACAUACCUGGUUUAGCGUGUGUAUAUACAUGUAUAUUAGUGUGUGUGUGUGUGUGUGUGUGUGUGUGUGUGUGUGUGUGUGUGUGUGUGUGUGUGUGUGUGUGUGUGUGUGUGUGUGUGUGUGUGUGUGUGUGUGUGAUAUACUCUAUUUUUCUAUUAAGAAGUGCAAGAUUCUUUAUAAUAAAUCAACAUUGAUAAAUACAUUUUGGAAUUAUCUUUCUGCAUGUAAAUACAUAUUGUUUUCUUUGAUAUGUGAGGAUAACUAAACUAUACUUCAUUACAAUAACUUACAACAAGUAAACAACAAAAUGAUUCUUUAUUAAAAUAACAUCCAAGUAAACAAUAUUAUGGAAAAGUGCAUUUGAUUCAUUACAAUAAAUCAACAUUGGUUAACAUUUUUUGUAUUUUUGUAAUUAUCUUUCUGCAUGUACAUACCUAUUGUUUUCGUUGAUAUGUGAGAAUAACAAAACUGCUUCAUUACAAUAACUUACAAGUAAACAACAAAAGUCUUCUUUGUUACAAUAACUUCCAAGUAAAAAAUAAUAUGGAAAAGUGCACUUGAAUUAGGAAAUAAAAGUAAUUUUUAAAACUAUGUAUUACACAAGAAUUUCUGUAGGGUUUUCAAUAAUAA